AUGUCACCAAAGACUAAGACUAAUGAUACUGAUGAUGUAUUAGACUUCAUUAAUUCAUUACCAGACUCCAAAUCAGGUACUCCUAAACCCAAAGAAACUAGUAAUAAUGAUGUGAAUGAUAAGGAUGAAGACUUCCUCGAAUUCUUGGAUGAAUUGGCAGCGCAUGAAAAAUCGAAGCCUUCUACUCCAAAACCAAACAGUAAAUUUGAACCAAAGAAAAAAGGCGAAUUGAGUGAAAAAGAGUCAAAAUCUCUGCUGAAGGAGGAAAAGGAAUCACCGGCAAAGAAGGAGUUGGCUGAAAGCUCUGACAACGUAAAGGAAGGCGAAUCAGAACAGAAAAAGGAGAUUACAACAGGUGAUGCAGAUCUGAAUAAGACAGAAGAAAUUGAUCCAAUCGGUUCAAUUUCCACAUGGUGGAACAAUGAGGGUUCAAACAAGGUUUCAUCAUUCUGGGGAUCGAUUACAUCAAAUGCUCAGAGCAUCAGUGAACAAACAUAUCACUUGGCAUCAACAACAUCCAACCAAAUAAGUCAACAAAGACAAAAGCUUAUUGAAAAUUCUGAUCAUGAGCAGAUUAUAAAUAUCAGCUCGAAAUUAAAUUCAAUGUUAUUAAAUAUGUCACAGCAAAUUACCCAAGGUCUUAUGUCUGAUACUGAUGAAUUAUUGAAUAUCUUAUUAAUUUAUGAUUUAUAUAACAUAAACUACUUGGAUAGAUUAUGUUAUGACAAAUUUAACCAAGUUAUGAACCAAGUUGAAGGCGGAAUUAAUGUUAGUGUCAAUAACUUCAAUCAUAAAGAUGAAUUGAACAAAGACAGAGUUGAUUUAAAUCUCUUUUAUGGUAAGAUAAUUGACGGCGAAAAGUUGUGUUUAGCCAACUUAGAAAGCUCGGUCAAGGAUUAUUUAAAGAUUACAAAGUUGUCAGAAGAAGAAGACAAGAAAUCUUCUGAACCCGACCAAAAUAAAAAGUCUGAAGACAAAGAUGAAAAAGAAACAAAAGACUCUAAAGAUGAAAUUGAUAAGAUCAAUAAGUCUAACAUAUUUAUUUCAAUACAACCAAUAACUAGUAGGAGUAACCAAGAUGAAACUAAUCCUAUUGAUAAUGAAGAAGAUCUGGGCCCAAUAUUAAUUGAGUCCAAUAAUUCUGACUCAUUUUCAUUUACAAUAAUUUUGAAAGAUAUUACAAACAAUAUAACAAUUAUUACAAAGACGCAGCCAUUCCCAUUAAAAUGGGCCAAAUGGUUAAGUGGUGAGCUGUCUCAAGAAUUCAAAGAGUUUGAUGAUAUUGAUCCAAGCGAAUGGGUCAAAAACUGGAUCAAAGACGGGUUAUCUUUGAGUUUUGGUGUCUUGGCUCAAGAAUAUGUAAUCAAGAGAAUGGGUUUCUAA
Debaryomyces fabryi is the source of this 1383-nucleotide messenger RNA. RefSeq lists its product as uncharacterized. The coding region runs from base 1 to 1383 and encodes 460 amino acids. The transcript has a single exon. Lineage: Eukaryota; Fungi; Ascomycota; Pichiomycetes; Serinales; Debaryomycetaceae. The record is from RefSeq and is a predicted model, not a curated record.